AUGGCGGCCACAGAGGGCAAGAAGAAGAUCAUCAAGCUCAAGAGUUCAGACGGUAAGGAGUUUGAGGUGGAGCAGGCGGUGGCCAUGGAGUCGCAAAUGAUCUGGCACAUGAUCGAGGACGACUAUACUGACGACGGCUUGUUGCUCCGCAAUGUCAACUCAAAGAUCCUCUCCAAGGUCAUUGAGUACUGCAACAAACACGUCCAAGCAAAGGCCGCCGACACAUCUGAUUUUAUAGGAGGAGCUAGGCCGUUAGGUGCUACAUCGGCUGUGCCUGCGGCGCCCGCAGAGGACCUUAAAAACUGGGACGCCAAUUUCGUCAAGGUCGACACGGCCACCAUAUUCGACCUCGCACUAGCUGCGAACCACCUCAACAUCAGGGGGCUCCUAGACCUGACUUGCCAGACCGUCGCCGACAUGAUCAUGGGAAAGACGCCAGAGGAGAUCCGCAAGAUCUUCAACAUCUAUGAGAAAUUAAGACCCGAGGAGGAGGAAAAGAUCCGCAGGGAAAACCAGUGGGCCUUUAAGUAG
Messenger RNA from Triticum turgidum subsp. durum (durum wheat), 531 nucleotides. The record is from the annotation of a GenBank genome assembly. NCBI's taxonomy places the organism in Eukaryota, Viridiplantae, Streptophyta, Magnoliopsida, Poales, Poaceae.